This is a messenger RNA of Emericellopsis cladophorae, 3555 nucleotides long. Its product is annotated as HMG2-induced ER-remodeling protein-like protein. The transcript is spliced from 3 exons. The record is from RefSeq and is a predicted model, not a curated record. The coding region runs from base 1 to 3555 and encodes 1184 amino acids. Lineage: Eukaryota; Fungi; Ascomycota; Sordariomycetes; Hypocreales; Bionectriaceae.
AUGGAACAAGUGCACGGCGUUGAUGUCAGUUGGAUGACACAGGCCUCUCCAAAAGACAAGUUUAAUAAGAAGCCUUCAUCGCCUCCAUUGAAGACACCGGCUCCCGCGCAGCCGCGAGCAGCAACCGGCCCGAAUUCAAAGCCGACGUCGGUCGAAGCCAAAACGAUACCGAAUGGCAACCACCACCCAAAUGGCAACAGCCAUGCGGCACCUGCUACUACUGCUGCGGCCGCUGCCAUAAACAGCCAAGCACUUCCAAUAGGCAGGCGUUCACGAUCACGGUCAGGGUCUGUAGAGAAGAAUGGCACAAGUCCCCUGGGCAGCUCCCCAGGUCGGCGCAAUUCCUGGUUCUCCAAUAUCUCGGCCAAAUUCUCAUCGAACCACGCGGCUUCCGAUGCACUGAAUGGACCACCACAGGAGAUCCCCGAGCAGGAAGAUACGGUCGGGACGCCGCCCACGCCACCCCAACCGUCCCAGCCUCGGGUCCCCCAGGUGGGAAACUCCAGAAGUGCUGUGCUGCCUCCGGCACAAAGACCGACAGGCAAUGGACCAUAUACACCGGCUCCUCCAAGGACUGGCCAGGCCGGGAUUCUGGGCGUGUUCAGGCGCCUCUCGUCAUCAGGCGCCAAUCACCAUGCCGCCAGGACGGGAAAUGGUCUUGUAGAGCGGCGGGUCCUGAACGUGGACCAGAACAGGCAGCGAUGCCCCAUUUCAGAGCUCAAGGAUGCCAAGAUGAAGAAGGUGUCUUUCUGUGUGGAUGUCGAGAUUGCCCCAAUGCCCAAAUACGCGGACCCCGAAGUCAACGAGCGCGCGCCCGUGGAUACGGCAUCAAAGAAGAAGGUCACCGAGAAGGGCGAAGGCGAGGCGCUGAAGAAUCCCAAGGCUAUGGAAGAGAAGAAGGAGGCCCACGGAGAAAUGCCUCUGACGCCUGUGGAGCCCAAACCUAUACCCAGCGAGGCCCCUGCUGCUGUCGACGAGCCUGCCAAGCCUGCUGAAGUUGAGCCCAAGGCAGAUCAUGGGGCUCCCGAGAACACCAAGAAGAAGGAGAAGAAGAAGAAGAGCGAGGAGGAAAGGAAGGCAAGGAAGGAGAAGAAGCGAAAGCUGGCCGAGGCCAACGGCUCGAUUCCCAUGGAGAUUCGAUACAGCAGCGACUCUAGCGACAGCAACGACAAUUCGGACAGCCCAAAAACACAGCACUCUCCCACGAUCAACCCUGUCCGGAUAUACCGCCGAUGCUGCCAGCUACGGGAGAGUCCGAUACUCAAAAAGGUCACGGAGCAGCUGCUCGAUCCCACCAACUCGUCCGAGGCCACAGGGGUGGUGGGCAAGCUGGAUCUUACCGGGUAUUAUCUUCAGAGCGUGGACAUUACAACCCUGGGUGAUUAUCUGGCGGUUGUGCCGGUGAUAGAGCUGAUCCUGGAGGACUGCAACCUGAACGACGAGGGAUUGCGAAUGGUACUGGCGGGGCUCCUCGCAGCCCGUCGCCCUGACCCAAAGCGCAGGAAAGCCAAACACGAGCCUGAGGGAAAAGGGGGUGUCAUUGAGCGUCUGGUCAUCAAGAGCAACAAGAUUGGUCCGGAUGGCUGGAAACAUAUCUCUCUCUUCUUGUACCACUGCCGGUCGAUCAAGCACCUCGACUUGUCCCGGGUCCAAUUUCCUCGGCAAGCAGCUUGCCAAAGCAAAGGCACCCUCCCCAACGGCGUGUCUGUCCCGCAAGGUAUUGCCGAGAUUUUCGCAGCGGCGUUGACGGAUCGCCUUGGCGGAUCCUUGGAACUGCUCAACCUUGGCGAGACGCUCCCGGCCAUGGACCAGUUGGGCACGAUCAUUGAUGGCGUGAUCAAGUGCGGCGUCUCGCGCCUAGGGCUGGCCAACAACAAGCUUGAUGCGCAAGGUGUUGCCCACGUGAACAAGUUCCUAGCCUCAGGGAAGUGCGUGGGCCUCGAUCUCGGCGGCAACGACCUGCGUGACCACAUAGGUCUGAUUGCGGAACAUCUCAGAGAGACUGAUCCCUUGUGGGCACUCAGUCUCUCGGCGUGCAAUAUCGACUACAUCGCGCUUGGCACGAUCCUCUCGGUCCUGACGAAACUCGAAAACUUCCGAUUCAUUGACCUAUCGCACAAUCACGAUCUCUUCCCGCCCGGCCAAACGGAACAGCGAUCUCUGGCGUUAUUAAGAAAGAAUCUACCGAAGAUGAAACCAUUGAAGCGUAUUCAUCUACAGGAUGUGGGAAUGAACGCCGAGCAGGCCAUCGCCCUCAUUGAGAUCCUGCCCGAGGUGCCCUCCCUGGCCCACAUCAACCUUUUGGAGAAUGCAGACCUAGUGAAGCUUGCAGACGCACGGUCAGAGGAGGAUCAAGAAGAGGCGUGCGCACUGCAUGCAUCGUUGAUGGCUGCUGCGAGGCUCUCAAAGAGCCUGAUCUGCAUUGACAUUGAAGUGCCUAGCGAGGGGUCAGGCGAAAUUGUCAAGGCCAUGGCGAAGCAGGUGGUCGCUUACUGUCUGCGCAACAUGGAGCGCAUUCAUGACCCCGACAUUGGCGCAGCUGUUUCAGCGGCGCUUGGUGAAGCCCAGACGGAGAAUGGUGCCAAAACCAAAUCUCCACCGGGCUAUCCAGACGUUUUGGCUCACCUGGUCGGCCACGAUGUGCUUGACUCUGAGAAUAUGGACACCGACGAGGAACCCGCGCCGGAUGAAGACUACGUCAUUGGUGGUACCGGCGUUGUCAAGGCCUUGACUUGCUGCUUGAAGAACCGGGGUGACGAUUCGCGCAGACCAUCAGGCGAGUUUACUCGCGAUGCCAACGGCGACAAUGCCGCCACAAAACUAGCAACAGCCGGGAAAGCCAAAGACAUGUCCAAACAUCUCCUGGCCGGAGCCCGCAAGAUCCGUCUGCGUAUUCAGCCUGCGCUUGUCAAGGCCAGGACCAACCCAGCAGACGAGGUGAAUCUUCGCAAGCUCAUUUUCCUGGAUGACACGCUCAAGGGCAUCAUCAAACGGUUCGAAGACGAGUACCCAGACACGAGGGAAGGUGGUGUGCCUGGCACAGACACCCCGCCGCCUCAGCUCCACGUGCGGAUGGAGGAUCUAUCUACGACGCCUCCCGGCGAUGACACUACUGCCAUCUCGGAUGGCGAGGAUGACUCGAAGAUACGCCCAGCCAAGGCAUUGUCGCGGUCCAGUUCCGUGUUGUCCAAGCUGCUGGCGGAGGAGGAAGGUCGCGUCCACCGCGCUGGCCACCGCUUCCGGUCAGGGUUCUUCACAAAGGAGCAAGUUGAUCUCCUGACCACCAUUGACGACAUUGGCUCCGACCCCAAGCAUGUCCAGCUCCUCACUGGCCUGGCCGAUGAUAUUGGCGGAGAGCUUCUGGAGGCAGUGAAGGAGAAGGGGCCGACGCGGGUGUUCAAGGAGGAUCGGGAGAUGGUUCUGCGGUGCAUGAAAGAGGCUGACCCCGAGCACUAUGACAGGUUCGUGGAGUCUCAGAAGACGGCUCGCGCGAACAUUAGCGUGUCGUCCGAGGGCAAGGAGCAGCAGGCAGACGAGAGCGCUGUCACUGACUGA